Engraulis encrasicolus (European anchovy) is the source of this 1057-nucleotide messenger RNA. RefSeq names its product D-dopachrome tautomerase (gene ddt). The transcript is spliced from 3 exons. The record is from RefSeq and is a predicted model, not a curated record. Bases 84 to 440 code for a protein of 118 amino acids. Gene Ontology annotation, molecular function: phenylpyruvate tautomerase activity. Lineage: Eukaryota; Metazoa; Chordata; Actinopteri; Clupeiformes; Engraulidae.
CAGUCUUCCUUCCGGUUUUCUAGUAGAUUUAUGUACAGAAGCUCGUGUCUGGUCUGUCUCGUCUGUACACCAAAAACUUAACCAUGCCUUUUAUCGACGUGGAAUCAAAUUUGCCAGCAAGCAAAUUUACCGAAGAUUUUCUGAAGAAAUUAUGCACUGCCACUGCCACGGCGCUUGGAAAACCGGAAGAGAGAAUGAAUCUGGUGGUUAAGCCUGGGCUUCCGAUGCUUAUCGCUGGAUCCUGUUCACCGUGCGUGAUGGUUUCAGUGUCCGCCAUCGGCGUCACCGACACGGCGGAGAAGAACAAGGAGCACAGCGCGAAGAUCUUCCAGUUUCUCACUGGGGAACUCGGCCUGAGCGAAGACCGCAUCGUUCUCAGAUUUUACGCUCUGGAGCCGUUGCAGGUGGGGAAGAAAGGCACGGUGAUGAGCUACCUGUGAGGUGCAAGUCACAUGGCUUGAAGAUGUCAUUCCUGGUUUUUGGACAGCAUCCACGCCAUUUUACAUGGCCUUAGAUUUCAAACAGAAGUUUUAUUAUCAUGAAAACAAAACUGUGAAGGAUUAUUUUAGGCCUGUAAUUUUUGGACAGAAUAGAGACUAAUUAGCCAUAUACGCAGUAUUAGUGAACAUCUUGUAUGAAGCGACUAAGGGAACCUGGUAGGAAUGAGAACCACAAACAUUUCCAAUGCAUUUUCAAUCAGUAUUGUGGAUAGGAUAUGCAUAUUAUUAUAGCCUAUAUUUUGUCUAAGAAUAAAAUUGCUGGUUAAUGUUUUAUUUCAAUGUAAAAUAAACUGUAUGUUUAUUGAUACGAAUGAUCAUCCUCAGCACUUACUCUUAAUACCCCUGUUAUACACAAGCGUUUAUCAGAAUGGCAAUGACCAAGUGAUAUUACUAAACAUUCUGUGUGAUGUAGGAUUGUAGUACUUUGGUAGUACUCUAUUCAAUGACAGGUACAGCCAGAAAUGUUCUAUUGGAACUAAGAAAAUCUUUGGUACAGCGUUCCACAAGUGGUAUGAUGCACCUUAUCAGCUACACAAUAAAGCACAUUGUUUAAUUGA